Molecule: messenger RNA, 1709 nt
Organism: Fomitiporia mediterranea MF3/22
Lineage: Eukaryota; Fungi; Basidiomycota; Agaricomycetes; Hymenochaetales; Hymenochaetaceae
Exons: 6
Coding region: 50-1183 (377 amino acids)
Source: RefSeq, a predicted model, not a curated record
GACCCCCGGAGCGCUCACCGCACAUCUCACCACAGUGCUCGUCGUCGGCAUGGAUGUCGACAGCGAUAUUGGUCCAUUAGGGACCGGAGACCAGCAUGUAAACGCACAAGCUGGCCCGUCGUCGCAGCCGGUGGUUCCGGUCGUCUUUCUUCCACCACGGGGUCCAUCGCCGCGAAAGCCGCCUUUAGAGAGCACUCAGGACCUCAUUUUGCGUUUCCAGCUAUUACGUGCGUACGAUAAAUACGUUCGGCCAUACGCGCAUCCAGCAAGCAGUUCCGGGUCCCAAUCAUCCUCGACGAAUCCAAUCAGCCCCGUCAAGCUAGUUGGUUUCGUGAACAAUGCGUCCACGCCAGGAGCCUUGGACAAGGGGAAAGGUCGAGAGGUACCGCUCCCUGCGGUUGCGUCCACUCCCAUGGGCGCUGCAACUCCAGGAGUAGACGGUGGAGAUGGAGAUGACGGAGAAGAGGACGGAGCCAAAGGGGACAAGAAGCAGAAGAAUAGCUACAGACAUCUUAUUAAGGGGAUUCCAGGCAAACAUUCUACUAAAAAGGACGACUAUCUACAGACCAUGAUGCUUGUUCCUCCGAAACAACGCAUGGACAUAUCAAAAUUUGAUACCAGAACUCAACGGGAUGCAUUCGCGGUUAACUUAGAUGGGCUCAAGGGGUGGAAUAUCAAUGCUCUUGUCGCGGAAUCCGCACAAGCACGAGAAGACAGGAAGAAACGGAAAGAACUCAAAAAGCUUGCAAAAGCGCAAGCACAAGCGGCUCAGGCUGGAAUUUCUCUUUCUGGUCCAUUAUCAGCUGUGCCAACUUCUGCCGCCCCCACUCCUGGCGUUCGUCAGCCACAGACUCCUGCGUCGGUUGGGGUUGGGACACCGCGACCACAAGGUCCUGGACCGGGUCCGCCAGGGCAUGCUACAACUCCUAGUCAGACAUCAGGAUUCGGACCACCACGAUCGGCGACGCCAAAUCCACGUCCUGGGAUCGUUGGGAAGAAACGAGAACUUGACGAUGAUGGGAUUCAAAACGGGAAUAUCCCGGCAAAGCGCCCGCCGCCUGGUAGUGGAGGCUCAAAACCUGGUGUACCCCGGCCAGCCAAGAGACCUCGAACGGACGGGACACCGCAUCAAAUGAGCUUACCUUCGAUACCGCAGCAACAACCGACACCACAGGGCGUCUGACACGUCGAUUCCAUUAUGGUCGAGUUUUAUUCUGGGCGUUCGUUUAAUUGCCUUUUUUUCCGCCCUGCACUGCCCUUUUUGGCACCAUGAUAUUGUUUACAAUUACAUUUCUCCGAUGGGAUUAUUCGUGUUAAUACCCAUUAGAAUUUCGACAACGUUCUCGCACGCACGUUUGACGGUGUCAUCAUCCUUACUGCAAUACACUUUUACACGACUACGCUCGCCAACUCGCCAAUGUACCUGACAUGUUCAUCCUUACCAAUACUACUCAAUUCAGAUGUACCAUCUGCUUACUGACUAACGUACUACGCUAAGUUUUAAAGUCGUUGCCAGUCUAUUCGGGCUUCCAUUUGUCAUACGGUGGGAAUAUUAAUAACCGUUUGGCCUUGGGUUCCUGCUUCCAAAAAUAUUGCAAUUCCACGGCUUCCUUUAUGCACCGACUUUCUAUUUCUACCCCACAUAAUACAAGAAAGAUCGGAUUUGACUCCUUUGCUAUGCAGCUAGAGAGGAAAUCAGUGUAGAUUGU